AUGGUGGCCUUCACCACCAUCGCCCUGGUCUGCGCCCAGACACAGAACGUGCGUUGGGCCAGACCUGGCGGCUGCGACCCGGCCAUCUGCGGCCCGACCUGUAAUGGCAGCUUCGAGUGCCCGCUGCCCACAAUCCAGGCCGCCGUCAAUGCUCUGGGACCCGGCGGCGGACAGGUCUCGCUCUUCGCCGGCACCUACCAAGGCGCCGGCAACUCCAACAUCAGGCUUGCCAACGGCCAAUUCACUAUCAACGCUGGGCAGGGCAUUCAGUCGGCGACGAUCGACUGCGGCGGCAACCCCGGGUUCAGCGUCGAGAACGGCAACUUCGAUUUCAUCGGCCUCGUGGUCCAGAACUGCCAGCGGCCCGGUGGCAACGGCGGCGCCUUCUCCGCGCGCUUCGCCACCAUCACGCUCGACACCCUGCGGGUGACCAACAACGCAGCGGCCCGAGGCGGCGGGCUCUAUCUCGAGAGCGGCAGCGGCUUCUCGUUCCGCAGCUUCAUCGUCAACAACACGGCGACCGACGUGGGCGGCGGCAUCUUCGUCACGGGCGCCUCGUUCAGCGUGGUCGAGUCCAACGUGACCGACAACCAGCCGGACGACAUCGCCUGCGCCAACGGCUCGGUCCAGGAGUUCCGCCCCAUCGCCACGGGCGAGGUCACCUGCCUGCCCGGCUGCGGCUCCGCCCUCUGCCCGGCCUAA
This is a messenger RNA of Acanthamoeba castellanii str. Neff, 702 nucleotides long. Its product is annotated as NHL repeatcontaining protein. The record is from RefSeq and is a predicted model, not a curated record. Bases 1 to 702 code for a protein of 233 amino acids. NCBI's taxonomy places the organism in Eukaryota, Discosea, Longamoebia, Acanthamoebidae. The transcript has 2 exons.